AUGGAGCUCGACUCGAGUCUGCGCGCCCCGUCGCCCUCGACGGCCAUGUGCUAUGCCGCAGCUGAAGGCGACUUGAAAGCCGUACGCCGACUGCGCGAGGAACAUGGCGCGGACGUCAAUGCCGUCGACGCGAACAGGCGGACGCCACUGCAUAUCGCCGUGUGCAACGAGCACGUGGAGAUGACGAGCUAUUUGCUGCAAUGCGGGGCCAAUGCUGAAGUGCUGGAUCGACGGGGCCGCUCUGCUAUCGACUGCGCAGUGGAGACACGAAAUGUAGCCAUCUUGCGGCUCCUGGAACGCGCCCACCAUGGCAAAGUUCCCGUGUUUGCCACGCCAUUUGGGUCCUCCGACGAGAGACGCGAGAUCAGACGAUGUCCAUCGAGAUCCGAUGUUGAGGGGUUCUUUCAAGCUGUUCAGCAAGGCAAUACGGAUCAAGUCAAGCGCUCGUGGCUCAGCGGCAUGGAAGUGAACGUGGCCGACGAUCGUGGACGCACGUCGCUGCAUGUAGCCGUUGAGAAUGGACAGCUCGGGGUCAUUGAGUUACUGCUGUCGGCCGGCGUGAACACGGACGUGGCGGAUGCGAGCGGACGGUUGCCAAUCACCAUUGCGCAAGAAAAGCAGCAGCUUGGCAUUUUGGACAUGCUGCACACGCAUCAGAAGAAACUUCUCAUGAGUCACCACGUGAAGAGCAGCGAAGAAGCGCGAAAUAUUGCACUUGCAUUUCGAGCUGCUAAACGAGGAGAGAUGGAGAACUUGCAGCGACUGGUGCCUGCGGUAGUGCGACCAGAUGUAGAGGAUUACGACAUGCGAACGUUGCUGCAUGUAGCGAGUGCUGAAGGACAAUUGCAGACUGCCAAGUACUUGGUCCAGUGCGGCGCAAACGUAAACUUACUUGACCGAUGGGGAUCUUCACCUUUGUCGGAGGCAGUUGAUUUCGCCCACAAUGAGCUGGCAAGGUUCCUUACUGCAAAUCGUGCCACAGCGUGUGGAUUUCGAGCGACAGUAGCUGUCGACCACAUUGACACUGCGACGCUGGAUGAAGCACUAGAGUUUACGCUUCGAGUCAUUACCCGGGACCCGUGGCUGAUUGGACAAGUGCGUUGCCCGGUGAUGGACGACGACAAUAGUUGCCUCUUGCUGAUGCACAGUAUCUGGCAGAAAAACAGCUCUGCGACGCAACAACAGCGCGAAAUGAGGUCCGCUUUGUCUCCUAGAUCGCUGAAAGACCGUCCUGUUGACACCGCAGCACUGUGGGCUAGUGCCAUUCAAAGGUAUCGGAAGGUGUCUUCUGCGGUGAUGAUUGAUCCCGGCCAAGGACACAUUGGAAACGUGUACUGCAGCCAACAGCCAGCUUGGCUUGAGACGCACAAAGCGCAGCAGUCAGGCUUCUUCCUCCUGCCGCAUGCUCGACAAGCGGGGUUCCAAACAAUCGUCUCUGUCCCGAUGAUUUGCAAGAUGUCAACGAUUGCAGUGAUAUCGUGGUAUUCUGACCGCAGUAUCUCCGAAGACCAGCAUGAGUUGCAGCGAAUUCAGCGGGUCGUUCGGUCGGUGAUGAUCCUGUCUACGCUCCGACAGGAACUGCAGACUGCAGACUCUUUUACAGUUGGUGUAGGGCGUAUCUCCCAAUUUCAGUAUUGUCAGAUGCUGGAUAAUGCCAUUACCGCAAACGGGGAGCUUACCGACUCGUCCAUAUUGCGUGAGGAUCUGGACGUUUGUGACACCAUGCCACUUGCACUAGAAUGGGGCUUGUUUGACACGGUGGACAAGCUGGCAACCUCGAUGAGCAGUGAAGACCACACAGCGGUCAUCUCGAUUUUACGAUCGCUAGUGAUGUUGCUUUGCAACGGGCUCUUUGAUGAUGUCUUUUGCUUACCCGGACCUGGUGACCGGCUCGAGCUGCUUGACGAGGCAUCGCUCAAGCGCUUGGUGGAGGAGUGCGACGGCAAGAUUCGAACCAAGUGGGCCCUGCUUGGACACGUGAAGUACUAUCUGCAGUAUUUGUACGCCGUGAGUCCUACGGAGGCUGAGCUGUUCGGCGAUGUGUAUGAACUCUUUAACAAGGUGGAGCAGUAUUCAAACAAACAAGCUCCGAGUGAUGAAAAGACAAAAAGCGUCGCCAUGCAUUCGAUCGAAAUUGACGAUGCGGAGAUUGAUGUUGGCCCGGACACAUCACUUCCUGCCGAGUCUGCACAGCUCGCUGUAUCCGAGUGUGUCUUGUGCAAGUUCAACGUUUCGGGACACAUUCAUCCGGGUCAGGAACAGAACACCGCGAUACCUGUUUCGGUUGAAAAGACUUCGUUGCAGGCGAAAUCAUCGCAGUCUCCACAUGGCAAAGCUUUGUUCGGUCACCCAGAAAAUCCGAAGUCUCCCGUGUAUCGGCAGAUUGAACAGUUACAAGAGAAACUUCAGGACCAGUACGAUGCGUUUAAGCGAAAAGCAGAACUUGCUGGAUGUUGCGAAGGAGCAGAAUGCGUCACGUUUACGUCCAGUGACUUGUACGACGCAAUUGGUUCGGCACAUGAAACUCCAGGAAUGUGUAGGAACGCGUCAGCCGACAACCCCCGGAAACCGAUCUUGGACGUCAUCAGUGAAGUUAUGCACGAUACAUCAUGUGUCAUUACGCGCGACCAGCUGUUUGCAUUGCACCGGUGCCUUCUUCCAGCUACAAGCGGACAAGCUGGCGUGAUUCGAACCGAUGCGGCCGUCGGAUACGCCUCGCCUCGGAUUUAUCGAGUGUUUCUCCCAGCAGGGGAGAUCGACACAGCGCUGGACAACUUCAUCUCGGCGCUUAACGAUGCUGGUCGUUGGGAGCGCCGCCCUUUGCUGCGCGCCUACUACGCGUUUGCAGUGCUCGUGUUCUACAUUCACCCGUUCCACGAUGGCAACGGCCGCUGUGCUCGCUUGUUGGGCAACUUGGUGUGCAAGAAGCUCGGAUUUCCUACGUUGCUACGUGCGGCAGACAAAACGAUCGAAUUGGCGGAAGUUAUGCAAAAAGCCAUUGUGACGACGGAGAUCGUCCGCAACACCCGCCGACAAAAUCGUCAGACACGUGUGCUUUCUACACGCAGAGAAAAUACCUCCAUGUGGUUUUGA
Molecule: messenger RNA, 3093 nt
Organism: Hyaloperonospora brassicae
Lineage: Eukaryota; Oomycota; Peronosporomycetes; Peronosporales; Peronosporaceae
Source: the annotation of a GenBank genome assembly